CAGCCCUAGCUUGCACCUGCGUACGCGCAUCUCGAGUCCGUCAGUAGUUUGACAGUCGCGGCGCGGAGCAGUCAUACCGUCCGCGAGAAGUGUGUGCUCUGUUUAUAUUUGAGGAUAUUUUGUUUAUCAAUCAUGAUUUCGGACGCCGAGCUCCAUGAGCCCAAACAGGGCGGCGACAUCACGUUCAUGGACAUGAUCGACGAGGCCGAGGCCCGCGGCGAGUCCCAAAUACAGAAGUUCCUGUCUGGAUCCACGAUACUUGUCACUGGAGGAACUGGGUUCUUGGGGAAACUGCUGGUGGAGAAGCUACUAAGGACAUGUCCAGACAUAAAGAAGAUCUACCUUCUAGCGCGACCAAAGAAGAACAAAGAAAUACAGAAGAGACUACAGGAACAGUUUGAUGACCCGCUAUACGAACGCCUGCGCAAGCAAGUCCCCGACUUCAUGUCAAAGAUCGGAGUAGUCGAAGGGGAUGUGGGGAAAGUUGGACUCGGGAUUAGUGAGAGUGACCGACAGACAGUUAUUGACGAGGUGGACGUAAUCUUCCACGGCGCAGCCACACUUCGCUUUAAUGAACCUCUUCGAGACGCAGUCUUCAUAAACGUUAGAGGCACACGAGAAAUGAUGCUUCUAGCACGGGCUUGUACCAAGCUGAAGGCGAUGGUCCACAUCUCCACAGCAUAUAGCAACUGCACCCUGAGCGAGAUAGACGAGGUGUUCUACGAGAGCCCCAUCCCUGGAGACAAGCUCAUCGACCUGGCAGAGAGCCUGGAUGAGAAGACGAUUAACAGCAUAACUCCUGGACUGAUCGGAGACUUCCCCAACACAUAUGCGUACACCAAAGGCGUGGCCGAGGACGUCCUACAGAAGUACUCCCAGGGUCUCCCCGUGGCUGUCGUCAGACCUUCGAUUGUGAUUGGAACAGCGAAGGACCCGGUAGCAGGAUGGAUUGACAACGUGUACGGACCAACAGGGGUGAUAGUAGGCGCGGAACUAGGUCUCCUUCACGUCCUACACGCCUCGCCAAACGCUUCCGCGUCGCUCGUGCCGGGCGACGCGGUCGCCGCCGCGUGUGUGGCCGCGGCCUGGAGCGUGUCGCGCGCCGAGAACCACCAGGCGCCGGCUAGGGACGCCCCGCCACUGUAUCAUUGUGUGUGUUCGGAAAAGGCCCCUAUUACUUGGAGUAAAUUCAUGUCCCUGGCCGAGACCCACGGCUUGAGCGUGCCCCCCAUGCAGGCCAUGUGGUACUACAUGCUGACCCUCACCAACUCCAAGGCCAUGUACACGUUCCUCGCUCUGCUGAUGCACUGGAUCCCGGCUUACAUCAUCGACGGAGUGUGCAUGAUACUUGGGAAGAAGCCACAAUUAAGAAAAGCCUACACAAAAAUCGAGCAAUUCGCGGCCGUGAUAGAGUUCUUCGCUCUCCGCGAAUGGCGCUUCCACAACAACAACAUGACACGCCUUUACAACGAGCUCUGUGACGCCGACAAGCAUAUCUACGACUUCGACACUAGCGCCAUCGACUGGAACGAGUUUUUAGCAAACUACAUGAAGGGAAUUAGGGUUUAUCUGUUAAAAGAUCCAGUUACUACUAUACCUGAGAGUCUUAAGAGGCAUAAAAGGCUCAAGUGGCUGCAUUAUGCGCUGCUGACGGUAUUAAGUUUGUUAGUUUUGAGGUUAUUAUGGUUUUUUGUGUCGUUUUUGUUUUGAACUAAGUAUGUGUCGAUAGCUUAAGUGAUGGGAUUAAUGGUAUUGAAAGGGUGCAUAAAAAUGUGUAUUUGUGCCAUUUUCAACUAAAAGAAUACUUGUCGGUUGUUGAUAAGGCGCUAUUUCCAUGUAGCUUCAAUUUGAAAUCAACCUUAUCGACAAACGACAAUCACCUUUUUGUUAAAAACGUCAUAUUUGGGUACAUUUAUUAUAUGUCGUCACUGCUUUGAAACGAGUAUGUUUUCAACGUAGUAACGACUUAAUAUUACCGUACCUCAACCAAAAGAAUAAUUGAUUAGCAGUAUGAGAGACGAAACGGUUUCAAAGCAGUGACUACAAUUAUAUAUGUUAGAUAGUUUUAAAUUGUGUCGCUUAACUUAUCUAUAUAGUAAAUCCAUUCGACACUCCCAGCAAAUAUCUACCCUAUUACAUUUUCUUAAUACCAAAAUCGCAUAAGAAAGAUGGAUUUACCUGAGUUUGAAGUUAAGCGACUCGCUUAGAAUAUCUAUAAACCUGUUAGUUAAUUCCGGUUUAAAGUACAAAUAAUAUCACAUUAGUUAGGAACUAGAUCCUAGCAGAUACCUUUUAAAAGCUGAUUGAUAUUAUCACUUUUAAAUCAAAGUAAAAAAAUAUAUCUAUACCUACGAAAUAUUAUAUAAUAUUCCCCCUAAUGUUUAUUCCCCCUAAAUGUAACCCUUUACCAGACUGUAUUUUGUAAGGAUCCUGACCGAAUGAGUCUUAACCCUUUACCAGCCUAAGGGAAUGGAUUUGAAGUGCCGUAUGUGGGAAAAUAUAUCCCACAUACGGCACUUCAAAUAUGCAUUAUAUUUUCUAUAAGUAAGACUGACAUUCGAUAGUCAUUUUUGAACUGUCAGCCUGGUAAAAGGUUAGGUGUAUUUAAUUCUGUUAUAAUCAUUUAAAUCUCGCAUCCUUGGAAGCCAAUGAAUGUAAAUAAUUACAAUACUAUUAAUUACGUAGUUCAAACUACGCUACUUAUUUUCUUCUUACGAGUAUUAGAUCGUUUUAAACGAACUAAAUGUGUUUAUUGUACAAUUUAUCAUGAAUGCCUUAUUAAACUGUGUUUUUACUAAAGUAAUUCUAUGGAACUUGCUAACUAUGUAAACAAACCGCCAUAUUGAAAUUGUCUCUGAAUGUUUAUUAUACUAGUGACUUUUGUUUACAUAGUUAGCAAAGUUCUAUAGAAUGACACUUUACAUCUUUGUAUAUAUAUAUAUUUGAUACCUACACAUAUUUAAUACGAAACUUUCAACAAAUACUUAAAUAAACUAGUUAUAUUUUCAAAGACUCUAAAAGAGUAGAAUCUAAUUAUUAAUUAUAUGGAUAUGUAAUGGAUAUUUUUAAUGUUAUUUGCUUUGGUUACUGUUCGUAAAUAUGCGUGAUAAAACUAUUAUAAAAUGACAGUUUGCAGGAAUUAAAGUGUACAGGCGUGGCUCACUCCGCGAUUUCGUCGCUUUGCUACAGGUAGCUAAAAGUACAUCCGUUCCACACCAAUUUUGGUGGCUAGCCAUAAGCCGCGCGUGGCGUUGUCACCACCUAGCGGCCAUAUCUGUGCUGAUCGUAACAGACGCGUUUUGUUAGAGAGUGAUUCUUCUGUACCUAUACCUAGUACUAUUAUUUAUUCUGUGGUAAUAAGUACAAUGAUAGUUAUGAUAAAAUGGUAUUUGCUCACAUUGUAAUAUUUAAGGUGAUUUUUGUAAAUUGUGUGAUUACCUAACUAUAUUUUAAGUGUUGUUGUAUUAAUAAAGAUGUAAUAAAUUAUACAAAAUGUAAUAAAUAUUUGAUAUAGA
Messenger RNA from Cydia fagiglandana, 3515 nucleotides. Its product is annotated as fatty acyl-CoA reductase wat-like. The record is from RefSeq and is a predicted model, not a curated record. NCBI's taxonomy places the organism in Eukaryota, Metazoa, Arthropoda, Insecta, Lepidoptera, Tortricidae. Gene Ontology annotation, biological process: long-chain fatty-acyl-CoA metabolic process. Gene Ontology annotation, cellular component: peroxisome. The transcript is spliced from 12 exons. Bases 133 to 1710 code for a protein of 525 amino acids. Gene Ontology annotation, molecular function: alcohol-forming very long-chain fatty acyl-CoA reductase (NADP+) activity.